Ilex paraguariensis (yerba mate) is the source of this 933-nucleotide messenger RNA. The record is from the annotation of a GenBank genome assembly. NCBI's taxonomy places the organism in Eukaryota, Viridiplantae, Streptophyta, Magnoliopsida, Aquifoliales, Aquifoliaceae.
AUGUUGCUCAUUCCGAAAAGGAAGUUGCAACUUGAAUUGCAAAUGUUCAAUGUUAACACAAAUGGGAUAACAAGUCUUCUACUUGAUAAAUCAAACCAUGAGGCACUCGUCAAUGAAAGGAUUAGCAAGGGCCACAUGUACGUGGUCUCCAGCACUAUAUAUAUUGGCCUAUUAGGGGACAUAAAAUCCCACCAUCUACAUGCUCUAGUCAUAUUUUCUUCCUCUGAGUCAUCCCCAGCCAUGACUAGGAAGAAAGUGACCCUUGCAUAUAUUCCAAAUGAUUCUGAAAGGAAAGCCUCCUUCAAGAAAAGGAAGAAAGGUAUGAUGAAGAAGGUGAACGAGCUUAGCACCCUAUGUGGAGUUGAUGCAUGUGCAAUCGUCCUAAGUCCGUACAGCCAUGAUCCCGAGGUUUGGCCUUCACCUCUGGGGGUUCAACGUGUGAUUGCAAAGUUCAAAAACUUACCUGACUGGGAUCAAGGCAGGAAAAUGGCAAACCAGGAAAGUUUCACCAAAGAAAGGAUCAGGAAAACAGAGGAAAAACUGAGGAAACAACACAAGGAGAAUCAGCACAAGGAAAUGACGAAUGUAAUGUUCCAGUGCCUGGCUGGGGAAUGGUCUCGUAGUUUCAGCUUUUACGGUUUGAAUGAAAUGGGAUGGUUUGUCGACCAGAACAUAAGGGAAAUUGCAAGGAGGAUCAAUUCACUUAAGGAGGAAAUUCUUCCUCAUCAAGGCAUGACAAUGAGGCAUGGAAUGAGCAGUGCAGAGAUUGUUGCAGACACACAGAUUGCUUCAGAGAUGCCCAUGAAUGCAAUGCAAAAUUACCAAUGGAACAUGCAACCUACUGUCAGUCCAUAUGGCUUAGGCUGGGACCCGACCAUUCCAUCAUAUGGUUACAACAGUAACAGUAUCGGGCCUAACUUUACGUACCCCUAA